AAACAAAAAAAAAAAAACUGUGUCCCUGGCCCGGGGCCAGCGUCCCAGCCCCCCUCGCCGCCGCCGCGCAGCUCUCCAGCCAGGGAAAACAACUGCUCACUUCUCCCUGCGCCCUCCCCGCGCGCUCCCUGCCUCCCGGCGGCCGCGGGAGAGGAGCCCGGCCAGGGGGAGGCGCGGAGCGGGCCGGCCGCCCGGCCUUCCUCUCCCUCGCUCCUCCUCUCCACCUCAACUUGCUCCGGCCUCCUCGCUCCUGCCUGAGUUCGGGGCCUGGGCUAGGCUUCGUCCCGGGGCUAGGAAGUUUCUGCGCUCCCCGCGGUCCAGUCUCCAUCUCCGCGCCUCCCGCCGGGCCCCCGCGGUCCCCUCCUGCCCGCUUCCUCCGCUGCCCUCCCUCGCUGCCCCCUACCCUCUCCCGGGGCUCCCAGCCCUCUAACUCCUUCGGGCGCGGGCCCCUCGCCCCGCCCGGGUGCGCCCCCCCUCCCCCGGGUCCUGCGGCCCCGGAUGCCCGGGCCCCGAGGGGCUCCUGGCGGCCUGGCCCCUGAGAUGCGCGGGGCGGGGGCGGCGGGGCUGCUGGCGCUGCUGCUGCUGCUGGGCCUGGGCGGCAGGGUCGAGGGGGGGCCGGCCGGCGAGCGGGGCGCAGGCGGGGGCGGGGCGCUGGCCCGCGAGCGCUUCAAGGUGGUCUUUGCGCCGGUGAUCUGCAAGCGGACCUGUCUCAAGGGCCAGUGUCGGGACAGUUGUCAGCAGGGCUCCAACAUGACGCUCAUCGGAGAGAACGGCCACAGCACAGACACGCUCACGGGCUCCGGCUUCCGCGUGGUGGUGUGCCCUCUCCCCUGCAUGAACGGCGGCCAGUGCUCCUCGCGAAACCAGUGCCUGUGUCCCCCAGACUUCACCGGGCGCUUCUGCCAGGUGCCCGCAGGAGGAGCCGGCGGGGGUACCGGUGGCUCAGGUCCUGGCCUGAGCAGGGCGGGGGCCCUGUCCACGGGGGCGCUGCCGCCCCUGGCUCCGGAGGGCGACUCUGUGGCCAGCAAGCACGCCAUCUACGCCGUCCAGGUGAUCGCCGACCCUCCUGGGCCCGGGGAGGGGCCCCCUGCCCAGCACGCAGCCUUCCUGGUGCCCCUAGGCCCGGGACAGAUCUCAGCAGAAGUGCAGGCCCCGCCCCCCGUGGUGAACGUGCGCGUCCAUCACCCGCCCGAGGCCUCGGUCCAAGUGCACCGCAUUGAGAGCUCGAACGCCGAGGGUGCGGCCCCCUCCCAGCACCUGCUGCCGCACCCCAAGCCCUCGCAUCCCCGGCCGCCCACCCAGAAGCCCCUGGGCCGCUGCUUCCAGGACACUCUGCCCAAGCAGCCCUGUGGCAGCAACCCCCUCCCCGGCCUCACCAAGCAGGAAGACUGCUGCGGUAGCAUCGGCACCGCCUGGGGCCAGAGCAAGUGCCACAAGUGCCCCCAGCUGCAGUACACAGGAGUGCAGAAGCCAGGGCCUGUACGUGGGGAAGUGGGCGCUGACUGCCCCCAGGGCUACAAGAGGCUCAAUAGCACCCACUGCCAGGACAUCAACGAGUGUGCAAUGCCGGGCGUGUGUCGCCAUGGUGACUGCCUCAACAACCCUGGCUCCUAUCGCUGUGUCUGCCCACCUGGCCAUAGUUUAGGCCCCUCCCGUACACAGUGCAUUGCAGACAAACCGGAGGAGAAGAGCCUGUGUUUCCGCCUGGUGAGCCCUGAGCACCAGUGCCAGCAUCCACUGACCACCCGCCUCACCCGCCAGCUCUGCUGCUGCAGUGUCGGCAAGGCCUGGGGCGCGCGGUGUCAGCGCUGCCCGGCAGAUGGCACCGCUGCGUUCAAGGAGAUCUGCCCAGCUGGGAAGGGAUACCACAUUCUCACCUCCCACCAGACGCUCACCAUUCAGGGCGAAAGCGACUUUUCCCUUUUCCUGCACCCUGACGGGCCACCCAAGCCCCAGCAGCUUCCGGAGAGCCCUAGCCAGGCUCCACCACCUGAGGACACAGAGGAGGAGAGAGGGGUGACCACGGACUCACCAGUGAGUGAGGAGCGGUCAGUGCAGCAGAGCCACCCAACUGCCACCACGUCUCCUGCCCGGCCCUACCCCGAGCUGAUCUCCCGUCCCUCGCCCCCGACUAUGCGCUGGUUCCUGCCGGACUUGCCUCCUUCCCGCAGCGCCGUCGAGAUCGCUCCCACUCAGGUCACAGAGACUGAUGAGUGCCGACUGAACCAGAACAUCUGUGGCCAUGGAGAGUGCGUCCCAGGCCCCCCAGACUACUCCUGCCACUGCAACCCGGGCUACCGGUCACAUCCGCAGCACCGCUACUGCGUGGAUGUGAACGAGUGCGAGGCAGAGCCCUGUGGCCCGGGCAGGGGCAUCUGCAUGAACACCGGCGGUUCCUACAAUUGCCACUGCAACCGCGGCUACCGCCUGCAUGUGGGCGCCGGGGGGCGCUCGUGCGUGGACCUGAACGAAUGCGCCAAGCCCCACCUGUGCGGCGACGGCGGCUUCUGCAUCAACUUUCCCGGUCACUACAAGUGCAACUGCUACCCCGGCUACCGGCUCAAAGCCUCCCGGCCUCCUGUGUGCGAAGAUAUCGACGAGUGCCGGGACCCGAGCUCCUGCCCGGAUGGCAAAUGCGAGAACAAGCCCGGGAGCUUCAAGUGCAUAGCCUGUCAACCUGGCUACCGCAGUCAGGGGGGCGGGGCCUGUCGCGAUGUGAACGAGUGCGCCGAGGGCAGCCCCUGCUCGCCUGGCUGGUGCGAGAACCUCCCGGGCUCCUUCCGCUGCACCUGUGCCCAGGGCUACGCGCCCGCGCCCGACGGCCGCAGUUGCGUAGAUGUGGACGAGUGUGAGGCUGGGGACGUGUGUGACAAUGGCAUCUGCACCAACACACCAGGAUCUUUCCAGUGUCAGUGCCUCUCUGGCUACCAUCUGUCCAGGGACCGGAGCCACUGCGAGGACAUUGAUGAGUGUGACUUCCCUGCAGCCUGCAUUGGGGGUGACUGCAUCAAUACCAAUGGCUCCUACAGAUGUCUUUGCCCAGGGCAUCGGCUGGUGGGUGGCAGGAAAUGCCAAGACAUAGAUGAGUGCACCCAGGACCCAGGCCUGUGCCUUCCCCACGGGGCCUGCAAGAACCUUCAGGGCUCCUAUGUGUGUGUCUGCGAUGAGGGCUUCACUCCCACCCAGGACCAGCACGGUUGUGAGGAGGUGGAGCAGCCCCACCAUAAGAAGGAGGCUACCUGAACUUCGAUGACCACAGUGUUCUGCGACAGCGUAUUGGCCACCAACGUCACCCAGCAGGAGUGCUGCUGCUCGCUGGGGGCCGGCUGGGGCGACCACUGCGAAAUCUACCCGCCAGUCUACAGCCUCAGCCGGUUCCACAGCCUCUGCCCAGACGGAAAGGGCAACACCCAGGACAACAACAUCGUCAACUACGGCAUCCCAGCCCACCGUGACAUCGACGAGUGCAUGUUGUUCGCGGAGAUUUGCAAGGAGGGCAAGUGCGUGAACACACAGCCUGGCUACGAGUGCUACUGCAAGCAGGGCUUCUACUACGACGGAACCUGCGGAAUGCGUGACGUGGACGAAUGCCUGGACGAGUCCAACUGCCGGAACGGAGUGUGUGAGAACACGCGCGGCGGCUACCGCUGUGCCUGCACGCCCCCAGCGGAGUACAGUCCUGCGCAGCGCCAGUGCCUGAGCCCGGAAGAGAUGGUGAGGCCCGGGCCGGGGAGUCAGGACCCCGGCAGCCUGCCCCCUGGCCGCUGCGUCAACCUGCCGGGCUCCUACCCGCUGCGAGUGUCGCCCGCCCUGGUGCCCGGGCCCGCCGGCCGCGAUUGCCAGCUCCCGAGACCCGGCCCGCGCCCCGGACGGCGCGACGUGUGCUGGAGUCAGCGCGGAGAGGACGGCAUGUGCGCGGGCCCCCAGGCCGGGCCUGCCCUUACCUUCGACGACUGCUGCUGCCGCCAGGGCCGCGGCUGGGGCGCCCAGUGCCGCCCGUGCCCGCCGCGCGGAGCGGUAGGCAGUCGGGGAGGAGUUGGCCAGGAGCGAGGAUGGGGGCCAGGGCCUGGGACCCCAGCGUCGCUGACCAGCUCUGCUCCUCCCAGGGUCCCAGUGCCCCCGACAUCGCAGAGCGAAAGCAAUUCCUUCUGGGACACGAGCCCCCCUGCUGCUGGGGAAGCCCCGGAGAAUGAGGACAGUUCAGAGAGGAUUCAGACGAGUGUCCGCUGUGUGAGUGGCCGCUGUGUGCCGCGGCCAGGCGGCGCCGUGUGCGAGUGUCCCGGCGGCUUCCAGCUCGACGCCCCCGUGCCCGCUGCGUGGUGAGCAGGGCUUUGGGGUGGGCAGGGGAGGGCCUGUGACAUCGACGAGUGCCGAGAGCUGAACCAGCGUGGGCUGCUGUGCAAGAGCGAGCGCUGCUGGAACACAGCGGCUCCUUCCGCUGCGUCGCAAAGCCGCUUCGCGCGCAGCCGCCCGCACGGGGCCUGCGUUCCCCAGCGCCGACGCUGACACCGCCCUCGGCCCAGACCUCGUGAUCACUGAGGGUUUCUGCGAGCUCGCCUCACUUCUGCCCCACUUGGGCUCGGACCCAGGGACGUUGGGGCCCGCAGACCCUCCCUGCGCCUUGAGACCCGCGGCGCCCCUACCGCCCACCCGUUGCGGGGCGGUUGUAAGGUCCCCCGGCGGCGCUGUCUGCCUUCCUCCCAGAGGGUGUUCCUAGAAACUGAUAAAUCAGAUCGUGCCUCUUUA
This is a messenger RNA of Macaca mulatta (Rhesus monkey), 4746 nucleotides long. The record is from RefSeq and is a predicted model, not a curated record. Lineage: Eukaryota; Metazoa; Chordata; Mammalia; Primates; Cercopithecidae.